Messenger RNA from Cladocopium goreaui, 910 nucleotides. NCBI's taxonomy places the organism in Eukaryota, Dinophyceae, Suessiales, Symbiodiniaceae. The record is from the annotation of a GenBank genome assembly.
AUGUCAUCCCCGUGCAAAAAAUCCGCAGACAGUUGUAAUUUACACAAGCUGCUUGCCAUGACGCAUGUGCGCCCCAAGAAUGCCAAAAUUGACCAGCAUGGCAGACCACUCUUGGCCAGCAAUGCUGCCCUCAGUUGGUUCACAGAGCGAGCUACCAUGGACGACCGCUAUAGCCGCUGGACGGCCCACGGCAGUGGAAGCUUUCUCGAAGCCUUGACGCGGAGACACAGGUAUUUCGCCAUCGGCUUCCCUCACGCCAGCAACAACACCUCGGACGGCAUGUGGUCAACCUUCUCGGAGGGUCAUGGAUCGCAUCGCUGGAAAGGAACCACUGAUGGUGCCAUGGAAGAAGGGUUCCAGCCGUUGGACUUGCAGGUGUAUUCCGCCCGCGACACUCGCACUGCCCCAGUGCCCAAAGGCAGUUGUCGUGCUUCAACGAAAGCUUCAAGUGUAAGCGCCAGAGUCUGCGGCGAAGGAGCUGUUGAAGGUGCAUCCAACGCCAGUACAAGUGACCGACAUUCCCGGCUCAGUGGUCUACCGGAUCUACCGCGGUCAGACGACUCAAAAGCUUCCUCUGAGUGCACCUAUGUGCGACGCCUGGUACUGCUUGGCCUCACCACAUGGAAAUUUGGCGAAAUGUCGGCAUGCGUCAAGAUUCAGGAAGCCUUACGCCGGGUGCAGCCAAAGCCACAUGUGAGUGGUCCGGUUCGCAAGCUGGACUGGGACAUGUUCGCCGUGACAGCGCAGCGGGACUUUGAGUUCGAAGCGACAGGCAAACGCGCUAUUCAUCCCACGGUGAUUCCAGGAGCAAAGCCUCUGGCGAAUGAUCGCAAAAAGAAGAAGAAGGAAGAGUAACAGCAGCAUCAGCAGCCGAAGUUUCAAAGAGAAACGACGAAGGGAACAGCGAUGG